UUUGACACCAACUUCUUUGUGUUGUCCAGGUCCUGUAGGUGGCGCUCUGUAGGUGGAGGAGGUGAUGCAGCGGUUGUGGGCUCCAGUCACGGUGCGGCGCAUGGUCCUGCUGCGCUCCGCGUACCUGGGUCACACCUGGGAUAAGCGUGAGCUUCCUGUGACCGUCCAGAUCUCACGCUGCUUCAGUUGCACUAAUGUCAUCAGGACGAAGGAGGGCCACAAAACGUCCACGGAGGAAGAAACGCCAUUAAACCCUCCGCAGAGUCUAGCUGGGACUGAGGGUCUUUAUAAGGCUGAUACGGGGUCUGCCCCUCAGAAUAAGGGUGACGUCGACCCUCUGCAGGACAAGUCUAUCGGGCUCUUUCAGAGAUUUAAAAAGACGUUUAAACAGUAUGGUAAAGUCAUGGUGCCUGUGCACAUCGUCACGUCCACUGUGUGGUUUGGGAGCUUUUAUUAUGCUGCAAUGAAUGGGGUGAAUCUGGUCCCGUUUUUGGAGUUCAUCGGUUUACCGGAUUGGAUGGUGGGAAUUUUGCGGGAUUCCCAGGGUGGUUAUGCACUCACAGCCUAUGCAAUGUAUAAGCUCGCUACUCCUGCACGGUACACUCUUACACUGGGUGGCACGUCCCUGUCUGUACAGUACCUCCGCAAACAUGGAUAUCUCUCCACCCCUCCGCCUGUUAAAGAGUACCUUCAAGACAAAAUGGAGGAGACCAGGGAACGACUGACUGAAAAAAUGGAGGAGACAAAAGAGAGGUUUUCAGAGAAGAUGGAGGAAACCAAAGAACUGCUCUCAGAACGAAUGGAGGAGACCAAAGACAAGUUUUCUGAGAAACUGCAGGAGACGAAAGACAAAAUUACUUUUCGUAAGAAAGCCGACUAGGCUGCAUGGCAAUGGGAAGAGAAUGUGGAAUGUUUCACACAAUCAAUAAUUGCUGUCACAGGGUAUUUGGUGUUGACUUAAAGGGAUAGUUCAGCUGAAAAUGAUUAACCUUCUCCUGCUGAAAACAAAAGAUGAUCUUUUGAAAAAUGUUUUUUGUCCAUAUAAUGCAAGUCAGUCGAGUCCAAAUCAACUUUGGACCCCAUUGACUCUUACUGUAUUGACAAAAAAGUCUUCUGUGUUCAUACAGGUUUAAAAUGACUUGAGGGUGAGUAAAUUUUUGGGUGAACUAUCCCUUUAAGCAAUGCUCACACAAGAUCCAUCAUCAUGUCGAAAUGGUUUCCAUGCACUUAAAUCUGCAGGUUGAGUGUUUUGGAAAGAAGCAAACUUGAACUAGCAAUAAUACUAGAAUUAUAUUAAGCCAAAAUCAUGUUAAUUGUGUUUGUGUGAAUGUAUUUUACUUCAACAGUUUUAAGUAUUCAAAAGUAUUUCUACUUGGUUAUCAAGUAAUAAUUAAAUAUCAGUAUCUAUUUGAUAUUUAGUUCUUUUCCAUUUUUUUCCAUAUAUGCGUUUGCUAUUUGAGUUCUUGUGCAUAUUGCCUACAGUCAUCCAGACUGUACAAUGUCUUGAAUUGCACUGUGUGGACUGCUUAAAAACUCAGUGGGUAAUUGAUUGCCCACUCCAAAUGCAUUACUGUACUGAAGCUGCUAGUUUUUUAGUCUAAACACAAAUCACCUUAAUAUGCCAAUGCUCAAUGAGAGAAUAAUAAAAUUGUUGAUAUGAAAA
Molecule: messenger RNA, 1663 nt
Organism: Sinocyclocheilus grahami
Lineage: Eukaryota; Metazoa; Chordata; Actinopteri; Cypriniformes; Cyprinidae
Exons: 3
Coding region: 65-880 (271 amino acids)
Cellular component (GO): mitochondrion
Source: RefSeq, a predicted model, not a curated record